Molecule: messenger RNA, 1847 nt
Organism: Diospyros lotus (date-plum)
Lineage: Eukaryota; Viridiplantae; Streptophyta; Magnoliopsida; Ericales; Ebenaceae
Product: amino acid transporter AVT6C-like
Exons: 5
Coding region: 127-1410 (427 amino acids)
Biological process (GO): amino acid transmembrane transport
Molecular function (GO): amino acid transmembrane transporter activity
Source: RefSeq, a predicted model, not a curated record
AACCCCCCAGGAGGAUACUGAGGUAAAUUCAGAGGAGACCGAAAACAACUCUGCUCUCUCUGCGUAUGCACUUCAAGUAUCCUGACGGGAGGCUUCCCUCGCCGGAAAAGUCAGAGGUUUUGGGAGAUGAAGUCCGUUAAGACGACGGCGGACGCGGGAGCUUUUUCUCCCCUGCUCCCGAAGCUCAAUUCGCCGGAGCCGCUUCCUGAGCGGCGGCCGUCGGUGCUCGGCGCGGUGUUCAACGUCUCUACGAGCAUAAUCGGCGCCGGAAUCAUGUCGAUUCCGGCGACUCUGAAGGUGCUUGGCGUGAUUCCCGCUUUCCUCUCGAUCGUGCUGGUUGGGAUCCUUGGGGAUGUGUCCGUCGAGUUCAUGAUGAGGUUCACGCAUUCCGGGCAGUCCAAGACUUACGCCGGCUUGAUGUUCGAGUCGUUCGGACGGUUUGGAUCCGUGGCGGUGCAGAUUUGUGUGAUGAUCACCAACCUCGGUUGCUUGAUCAUUUAUCUGAUCAUCAUCGGAGAUGUGCUUUCUGGAAACCAGUCGGAAGAAUCAGUCCAUGUUGGGGUUUUGCAGGAAUGGUUCGGCAUCCACUGGUGGAAUACUCGUGUUGUUGCUCUUCUCUUCGUGCUUGUUUUCAUCAUGCUUCCGCUCGUUUUGUUUCGGCGUGUUGAGUCGUUGAGGUUCAGUUCAGCCGUCUCGGUCCUGCUUGCUGUGGUCUUUGUUGGCAUAUGCUUCGUCAUGGCCAUCUCUGCGUUGCUGGAAGGGACGACGAAAAGCCCUAGAUUGUUGCCCCAAUUGGAUAACGGUAUCUCCUUCUUCAACCUCUUCACUGCCGUCCCAGUUAUAGUCACGGCCUUCACGUUUCAUUUCAACGUUCAUCCGAUCGGAAUGGAGCUCGGAAAACCAGCUGACAUGGCCGUGGCCGUGAGAAUCUCUUUGAUACUCUGCGCUGUCAUCUACUUCACCGUCGGCGUAUUUGGGUACCUUCUGUUUGGAGAUUCAAUCAUGGCGGACAUACUGGUGAAUUUCGAUCGGAGUUCGGAUUCAGCGAUUGGUCCGGUGCUGAACGACAUGGUGAGAUUGAGCUAUGCGCUCCACCUGAUGCUGGUUUUCCCUCUGCUGAACUUCUCAUUGAGGGGCAACCUCGACGAGUUGUUGUUCCCCACGAAGCCGCCGCUGGCGACUGACACCAAGAGAUUUGUUCCCCUGACUUUGGGUUUGCUGGCCUUCACUUACCUUCUAGCAAUUGCCAUCCCCAACAUAUGGUACUUCUUUCAGUUUGUGGGUUCAACUUCUGCUGUCUGCAUUGCCUUCAUCUUCCCAGCCUCCAUUGUUCUCAGUGACAACAACAACAACUUAGGACUGUAUUUCAAAUGUCAGCAUUGGGAUUCCAAUUAUAAUUGGCGUCGAUGAAAGAUAAGGGAAUAAAGACCAAGAGAUGAAGACGUGGUAGUCGACGGAGGUCUUCAAUGGCAGCAAUGAAGACAAAAAGAAAGAAAAACAGCGGAAGAAUGGGAGGAAAAUGGAGGUGAAAUUGGGUUCUUGAUUUAGCCUUUCAUCUUUUCUAAGCAAAAACAACGAAGGUCUUCCGAUGGCAUCAGUGAACAAGACGACGAAAGAGAAAAAUGUUGAUGGUAAUGGGGUUCCAAUGAUUGAUUGAUAGAGGUUCUAAAUCUGGUAAAACCUUUCAUCUACCCUAAAUUAUCGUGACGGAGCCAUCAAUGGCGAUGAAAAAAACGAGAGAGAAAGAGAGAGCUCUCUAAAAUUAUUUCUAAACUAUAAAUAAUCUUUGUAUAAAUGGUUCGAAGGGAUUAGUUAUAAUUACCCUUAUAUUUAAUAUUUUAAAUUUG